This is a messenger RNA of Ambispora gerdemannii, 738 nucleotides long. The record is from the annotation of a GenBank genome assembly. Lineage: Eukaryota; Fungi; Glomeromycota; Glomeromycetes; Archaeosporales; Ambisporaceae.
AUGACGAUAGAUCCGGAUCUUUUCUUUCAACAGACUACACCAAUACCACAAUCUCAAUUUCUACCAUUACAACAACUGCAGACUCCAUACCAAUCACAACUUCAACAACAACAUCAAAUUGAUUCAACAGCUGAGAAUAAAGUUCAUCACUAUCAUGAUACCAACAGUAUUAAUAAUUUACAAGAGUACGAAUACGAAUACGAAGAAGACUAUUUCGACAUUGAAGAUAAUUUAUCCUGUGUAUCGUCGUCGUCUUCUGCUGCAACUGCUAUCGAAUCAACCUCGCCACCAUCAACAAAUAGCUUUCACCAAUAUGAUCACCAACAAUCCGCGGCAUAUCAUCGUCAAGUAAAGCGACGACGACGACUGAACGAAGAAGAGACAAAUAUUCUGAUGGAAGUAUUUCGGGAGAAUAAUAAACCUGAUCCUGCUACGCGUUCACAAUUGGCACAAAGAUUGAACAUGUCGUCACGUGCUAUUCAAGUUUGGUUUCAGAAUAGAAGAGCUAAAGUGAAACGUAAUGCUAACGAAUCGAAAAAUGCAGCAGCUUCUUCCGUUCGACCAGUUGGAAUGAGAAAGUUGACCUUGAUUCCUGGAUUUGUGGAAGAUGAAGUGGAUCAAAAGAGUUAUAGUUAUCUGUUUGAGGAUAAAAAAGAGUUUUACAUUGUUUCUCCUACUACGUCGAGUGCUUCAUGUUCUAUUUCUGAAUCGACCAUUUCUUCUCCCACUGUUAUUUGA